CGGCUAUCUUCCUUGUAGUAUUUCAGUGGGCAUUUGCCACCACAUCGUACUGGAAAGGCCGAGUUUUAGCUCCGGUUCCAGAAAAAAACUCGGAACCAGAUCUCAAACCACACAAUCCACGGCUGCUCCUUCGCUGGACACCGAGAAACCGUCAAGGCGCAACGAACGAACUUGCAGCAAAAUUUCCCGGAGACCCUCGAGCAAAAAUCUGGUCUGGUUCAAACUCGCCUUUUGCCUGUGGGCGGCCGCGUUCUUACGGGCCAUGUCGCAGCGCGACGGCGACCUCGCCGCCGGAGCUCAUCCGGAAGAAGGAGACCGCCACGCCGUUCGAAUGGAUGGCUCCGACGAUGAGCUGGACCAACCUACGAGUAAAGCGACUGAGCACAUCACGGCUAUGGACGUGAGGAAGGGGAAGGAUAUGCAAGGGAUCCCCUGGAACGUGAUGCCGACUACAAGGGACAAGUACAGGCAGUCACGGCUGCAGGGGUACGCCAACUUUGAGAACGUGCCUAAUUCCGGAAGGCUUUCUGAGAAGGAAUGCAUGCCUGCAGAGAAAGGCCAACUCUACUACGAGUUUCAGCACAGCACGAGGUCGGUGAAACCGACCAUCCGUCAUUUCCAGUUGAGGAAUUUAGUGUGGGCAACAACAAGGCACGAUGUGUAUCUUAUGUCAAACUUUUCUGUGCUUCAUUGGUCAGCAAUGACUUAUAAGAAGCAAGAAGUCAUUAAUCUUCAAGGACAUGUGACACCGUGCGAGAAGCACCAUCGGAAUCACUACGAGGGUUUUUAUCAGACUCCAGUCAGUACUUUGGCGGUGAAGCAUAACUUGCUUGUUACUGGUGGGUUUCAUGGGGAGAUAAUAUGCAAGUUUCUGGAUCGUCAAGGAGUAAGCUACUGUUGCAAGACAACAAAUGAUGACGACGGUAUUACUAAUUCUCUGGAGAUAUUUGAGAAGCCUAGUGGUUCUCUGCACUUCCUUGCGUCAAACAAUGAUUGUGGACUUAGAGACUUUGACAUGGAAAAGUUUCGAAUAUGCAACCACUUCCAUUUUGCUUGGCCUGUGAAUCAUACAUCGUUGAGCCCAGAUGGUAAACUUGCUGCUAUUGUGGGGGACAGUCCUGAUGGACUUCUGAUUGACGCUAAUUCAGGAAAGACGGUUCACAAACUCCAUGGCCAUUUGGAUUACUCCUUUGCGUCGGCAUGGAAUCCAGACGGCCGAACAUUCGCCACGGGGAACCAAGACAAGACGUGCAGGGUCUGGGACGUCCGCAAUCUCUCCAGAUCAGUUGUUGUAUUGGGUGGCAACAUCGGAGCCGUCAGGUCGAUUCGCUACACGCCAGACGGGAAGUUCAUGGCGAUGACUGAACCCGCGGACUUCAUCCACAUCUUCGAUGUUGAGAGUGGGUACAGCAGGAAGCAGGAGCUGGACUUCUUUGGUGAGAUCGCAGGCAUAUCGUUCAGUCCUGACACUGAAGCUCUCUUUGUCGGUGUGCAUGAUCGCUUCUUCAACUGCUGCCUCCUCCAGUUCAGUCGGCGACGGUUCUACUCGUACCUUGAUUCAACACUGUGAGCUUGUGCUGGUGUAGACCUGUGAGGUCGACAUCACAGGCUUUAGAAGCAAGAAAGUUGUGGCUAUGUUCAUAGGUGUUGCUGUGAAGAAACUGGAGAACGAUACGUUUACUUUUGCUGAACAAGCUGUAGGUAUUCGGCGACCCAUCUUUUCUGGGUGAUCAGAGUCUCAAUUAAGAUUCCCGCUUUCUGUUAUCUAUCCCAUACUUACACCGUACGACUACGAUUAGAUCAUCCUAUCCUACGGGCGAGACGUGAGUCUACGUAAUUGAUUGAGACCUGCUGAGGGCUUUGCUUUCACAUGCAUGCAUAUGUAAUCAUCGAUCAUGGAAUUGCUAAUAAGCUGUCUGUUUGAAACUCAGUUUCAGUUAUUCCUUCUUGUUA
Molecule: messenger RNA, 1953 nt
Organism: Zea mays
Lineage: Eukaryota; Viridiplantae; Streptophyta; Magnoliopsida; Poales; Poaceae
Exons: 9
Coding region: 263-1570 (435 amino acids)
Molecular function (GO): protein binding
Source: RefSeq, a predicted model, not a curated record